Messenger RNA from Paraglomus brasilianum, 1035 nucleotides. The record is from the annotation of a GenBank genome assembly. NCBI's taxonomy places the organism in Eukaryota, Fungi, Glomeromycota, Glomeromycetes, Paraglomerales, Paraglomeraceae.
AUGACGGACAAACGCCUCGAUGCUGAUAAAAUGAUCGAUACGUCAAGCAGUGUCGAUGAAGCCGCAAUACAGAGCGAGGAAAUCGACGAAUUAGCCGACGACGACGAUGACAGAAUGAACGAAAACUCUCAGCGAAAUGGCGAUUUCGAAUCCACCAACGGUGCUCAACCGAACGAAGAAGAAAAGAUGGUGACUGACGAAUACGCCGAGGAUAUUGGGGGGCCACAAAUGCGAGGCAAACAGGACGAGCAGUCGGGAGAUGGGAGUGAGCAUAGUAAUUUAGUGUAUGAGGUUGAAGCUGUUGUUGGACAUCGUCUAAAAAAGGGAAGAAUUCAGUAUCUUAUUAAAUGGAAAGGUUAUCCAACCGAACAAAAUACAUGGGAAUAUCGUGAUAAUGUCUACUGUGAAUCAUUAUUAGGCAAGUACUGGGAUUCAAAAGAAGAACUUGUGAAACAAGACCCAACAAGACAACCUACCAAAUCACCGCCAGCAAAGUCAAAAAAGUCCGUCAAGAAUCAGUCAUCUCGCAAAAGUGAUAAGCGCACGAAUUCACGUAACUUGCGUGGUAAAGAAGAGAGCGAUGAGGACGAUAUACCGGCAUCAAAGCCAACUUCUCGAAGUUCAAAACAAUCUUCGUCAAGUAAAUUAGCGAAAAAUUCGAAAACAAAUAAGCAAGUUUCAAGUGAUGAUACAAACGAUAAUCGCCAACUAAAAAAACGCCGAGUAGAUACGUCUAGCUCAAAAAACAAGAGCAGUUUCGUUGACGACAAUCAAAUGGUGAUUGAGCAGUCAUCGUCCGAACAGGACGACGAAGAAUUUUGUCCGGCAGAAAUUGCUGGUAGCUGGGAACCGCAUAUCAAAGAAGUACAAACUGUACAGAUGGCCGAGGAUGGGCAGUUGAUGGUGUAUUUGAACUGGGUGAAUGGUCAUACGACUGCUCAUUCAGCAAAAUUAGUUAAUGCUAAAUGCCCGCAAAAGAUAAUUUCGUUCUACGAGAACAGACUUCAAUUUACAUCCAGCAAGAAAUCCCGUUGA